CCCGUGUUUUCUUCCUGUCUUGGAGCGUUUGUAAGCGUCACGGCCAGCUCCCAAGAUCCACCACCGUCCACUCCAGCAACCCACCCCACCCUCGCUGCACCCUCGCUGCCUUCUCUUCUCCUCUUGCAUCAUCGCUGCUCCAACGCAUAGACCUUCUUCUUAUUUCUUGCACUUUCACCCGCUCUGCCACGCAACACCAACAUAUAGACAUCGCCAGUUACAAACCAGCAUUGCAGUCGUCUAAUAAACCUUGUUUUGCUUACCGAUCCGCCAACUCGCCAUCCCGUCUUCCCGCCGUCACUUCGCCUUACUCCGCUCAUCCCGAAAACAAGGCCCCCCAGACCCUGUUUUUGCACCCCGCGCGCCGCCAGCAACGAAGCCCACGAACAUCUUGACUGCUCCAAAAAAUUACAAAGACGCUGGAAGCUUCGUGAACAAGACACGAGCCGCCUCGUCGUUUGUUAUUCGCAUUUGCGUCACGCGGCAAAGCAUCGUGCAGAUCUUUACGUUUUGCUGCGUUUGAAUCUGUGGCACUGCACAUAUUUCUCUAGCACCGUGUUUUGGUGCGCUGCCUCUUCGCACUUUGGGCGCCACCUCAUAUCGACCUAACCAUGUCGACGAUACAACAGAUUAAAAACUUUAUCCGCCAUGGCAAGCAUGCCCGCGCUACUCCCGAUGACGAUGCCGUGCGCAAAAUCGACUCGGCCUCUUCUGCCCGCCAAGUGAAGCUCGCCUCGCAUUCUGACCCCGCCAUGGCACGCUCUGCUGGCUUUGCCGGUGCCGACGCUGACGCCAAAGUCCCCAAUAAGAACCGUGAAAGCCGCAAGGUCGAUGAGGCUAGCUUGGCUAAGCUCGUCGCCGAAGAGAAUGCCAACAAAUCAAAGUUCCCCCACUAUCCCGGCCUCGAACGAUGGCAAUUGAUUGAGAAGAUGGGCGAUGGUGCUUUCAGCAACGUAUACAGAGCCCGAGAUACUCAAGGCCAGUAUGGAGAGGUCGCUAUCAAGGUUGUGCGCAAGUAUGAAAUGAACAAUAUGCAGGUAAGUUGUUUGGCGCUCUUUCACUACGUUCGCCAAACUGGCUGUUGCUUUUCGCUUGAUUUUGCAAUCAUCUUCCUGUUUUGCCUUGUUCCACACUCUCUUUCCAUCUGCAUCAACCUGACUGGUUCUUCGCCUAUCUAGGGCAACCAUUUACACCCGGACUUCAAAAAGCGGCCGAAAGCUGCAGAGGUGCGCUUUUUCAUUUCUCUGGCGUGCUGCUGUUUUGUAUCCUUAUCCUUCAUCAAACUGCAGAAUGCGCCACGUUGUUUUCACACAGAUGGAGUACUAACUGAUGCUAUAGCGAUCAAAUAUCCUCAAAGAGGUUCAGAUUAUGCGACAACUCGAUCACCCCAAUAUCAUCAAGCUCAUUGAUUUUGCCGAGGCCAAACCUUACUAUUACAUUAUUCUAGAGCUAGCCCCCGGCGGUGAGCUCUUCCACCAGAUUGUCCGCCUUACCUACUUCAGCGAGGAACUCUCAAGACACGUUAUUGUCAAGGUUGCUACUGCGCUUGAGUAUUUACAUGAGGAAAGAGGUGUCGUCCAUCGUGAUAUUAAACCCGAAAACAUCCUCUUCAGCCCAAUCCCCAUUGUUCCCUCCAAAAUUCAAAAGCCGAAGCAACCUGGAGACGAGGACAAGGUGGAUGAGGGUGAAUUUGUCCGCGGCCGAGGUGCGGGUGGCAUUGGUGAGAUCAAGAUUGCCGACUUUGGCCUCUCCAAGAUUGUCUGGGAUAAGCAGACUAUGACGCCUUGUGGUACCGUGGGCUACACUGCGCCGGAGAUUGUCAAGGAUGAGCGUUACUCAAAGUCAGUCGACAUGUGGGCUCUUGGAUGUGUCCUGUACACUCUUCUCAGUGGCUUCCCUCCCUUUUACGACGAAAGCAUCGAAGUUCUUACCGAAAAGGUAGCCAAGGGUCAGUACACGUUCCUGUCACCAUGGUGGGACGAUAUUUCUGCCUCCGCCAAGGACCUCAUCACACAUCUCCUUGAUGUCGAUCCCGAUAAGCGAUACACCAUUAAAGAAUUCCUCGCCCAUCCUUGGAUCCGCGAAAGCGGCCCUACCCCUCGCGACGAGAAGCGCAAAACCGAGGUGCCUGCUCGCGCCUUUGACGCUGCCAAGCUCGAAGAGCCCAACCGACGCAUGGACUUCCGAUCUCCUGGCGCCGUUAACCUCCGUGAGGUCUUUGAUGUCAGUUAUGCUGUUCAUCGCCAGGAGGAGGAGAGCAAGCGCAGAGCUCAGGUUGGCGCACGCGGCGGCCCGGCACAGUUCCUCGGUGGCCUUAACGAGGAAGACGAGGAGGACGAAGAAAUGGCCAAUCCCCAAAACCCCCAGAGCCUUGAGCAAGUCAUGCGCCAGACCAGUCUACAAGAUAAAGAUGUGGAGCGUGGUCGUGAAGCCACACGAGCAGCACCUGCUCCUCGCGCUGGAGAAAAGGGCUACGGUCAGCAUUCGGCCGCCGUCACUGCGGCUGCUCGAGCGCAGGUUCGCGACAGCAACCGAGGCAAGGGGCCAUUUGAGCUUAACCUUGACAAUGCCACUUUGCUCGGCAAGCGUGGCAAGAAGGUUCCGGCUAUGGGCGCGUAGGAGCAUCCCAGCCUACCGAAUAGAAAGAUGGGCAUGGUUCGAUCUGGUGGUCUAGACCGGGCGAGAACAUGCUAAAAGUUCAACUUUCAAAUCGUUCACAAAGCCUACUUUUACAAAGCAUGCGAGGCAUCUUGGCCUGAGUUUGCAGAACGGCAUUGAAGAAGCAUUUCAUGAAUACGGCGUCUGGUGUGAUUUCGAACGCGUGAGCCCACUGUUUGGUUUCAUCAUGUGGCUCAAUGAUUCUUUUUAAUUUUUCGUUUCGUUUCGUAUAUUGUUGUUAUUUUCCCGUUUUAUAUUUGAAUCUUGAAUUCCUCCGCUUCUUCUGUUCUCAGUUGUGUCCAUGCGUGGUGCAGGACUUUGAUUCAAAUGCUAGCGUUAUGUGACGGUGAUUGGUUUUAGGGAGUACAAGAUACCUUAUUUUCAAUAACAAUCAAUCAUUUCUUAUCAACUGUAUUUUAAAGCUACAAAUCAGUAACUAUUUUACUAUCAUCUUCUACGACACCAGCAUACGCGAUAGGCAUGUCUUAGGCCGCGAGUUUACCAACGCUCAGCGCGAGCUACCCGGCACGCGAUCCAUGCAACAUUCACGACUGUUAUUUUCAACACAUCAAAUGUAAUCAAUUGUAGUAAAAAUCUAAAUCGCAUCUAUCUUGACAUACCUUUUGGUUUUUUCAGGGUAUAACCCGGUGAAAUGAUUGACUUACCUUGUGAUCCCUGGUAUUUCUUCCAGUGUUUGAGAGAUCACAGGGACUCUAUCUUGAGCAGGAGCCCAGCAUCAAUGACCUCUAGAUUCGCUCAGGGCUAACAUCACGUAUCUCAUUAGGAUCAUGAAAACUCUCAACGCUGACUCGACGCCCAUGCUGUGAUAUGACGCUGUCACGAUACUCUGUUGUCAGAGGC
Messenger RNA from [Torrubiella] hemipterigena, 3519 nucleotides. Lineage: Eukaryota; Fungi; Ascomycota; Sordariomycetes; Hypocreales; Clavicipitaceae. The record is from the annotation of a GenBank genome assembly.